AUGCUCCCAUCUCCAUCAUCGGACGCUAUCCUCGCAGCCAAGCCCACGCCAAACAUCUCCGCCUCGGAUGCGGUCUUGCACAUCCACAGCGCCGCACUGGUCAAUGCCGCACCCCAAGAUGUCUGGAAUACUUUGAUCGAUACUUCUACUUGGCCAUCCUGGAAUACUUUCAUCCCCCGAGUUACCAUCCGCGAACAGCCGUCUGAAUCACAGCUCUCUUCCUCAGAUGCGCUUUCUCCGGUUCUGCAACGCGGGACGAAAAUGACCUUCCAUGUUCGCAUGAAUCCAUCGUCUACCCAGCCUACGGGCGAGCAAGAGGUGCCCCUGGUGGUCACGGAGUUUGACCCUCCAGACUCGGCCGCUCAGAGACCUGGUCGGAUUGUCUGGGCCAGCGACGCCACCGCCAAAGGCGGCAUUCCCGCGUUUCUGUUAACCGCGGAGAGGGUCCACGAAGUGGAGGAGGUAAUGGUGGACGGAGAAGGAGGACCAGCGAGACGCGUUACUGAAGUACGAAACUGGGAGGCACAGGUCGGAUAUUUGGUCUAUGUGGUCAGAUGGAUGUAUGGAAUGCAGUUGAAGAAGAACUUUGAAACGUGGGUGCGGGAUUUGAAACAGGAUGUUGAGAAAUAG
Molecule: messenger RNA, 630 nt
Organism: Aspergillus tanneri
Lineage: Eukaryota; Fungi; Ascomycota; Eurotiomycetes; Eurotiales; Aspergillaceae
Product: SRPBCC domain-containing protein
Exons: 1
Coding region: 1-630 (209 amino acids)
Source: RefSeq, a predicted model, not a curated record